AGGGAUCAUGGCAGCUCGAGAGGGUCGACUCUCGUUCAUGGUCGGCGGCGAGGGAGAGAUCGUGGAGAAAGCACGACCCAUUCUGGAGGCCAUGGGAGCCAAAUUCGUUCAUUGCGGUGGUCAUGGAAGCGGACAAGCGGCCAAAAUGUGCAAUAACCUGCUUCUGGCCAUCUCCAUGGCCGGCGUUUCCGAAGCCAUGAACCUGGGAAUCAAGUGA
Molecule: messenger RNA, 217 nt
Organism: Bemisia tabaci
Lineage: Eukaryota; Metazoa; Arthropoda; Insecta; Hemiptera; Aleyrodidae
Source: RefSeq, a predicted model, not a curated record